AUGGUUGAUCAAGACCGAAUAAGACAAAUGCUCUUCCUGCACAACAUCGUCCCCAAGAACGGCCUUCGCUGGAAGUAUUAUGCCAACCAUGGCAUCAUUCACCGGGACCGCCGGAACGAGGUCGUCUUCACAACUCUCCACGCCCUCGUGGACGACGUUCUGCCUGGUAUCAGGCUAAACUCCCGCCUGGCCAAGGACCAGGUCGAGCGGCACCUUGUCGAGGUCGUGGACGCCGCCACUCGCUUCGUUAGCGAGACCCCUGCGAUGAUGGAUCCCAUGGAUCCCAUGGCAGGCCUCGGCUUGACGGGAGUCCAUAACGAGGACUUCAACCUUCUGGAGGAAGAAGUAUCCUUCCUCGAACGGGCCAGAGAGGCCACCAGGCCGGGGCAGGAGCUUACCAACCACGUCUUUCAAGCCUUCCACUUGUUCUUAGCGAUUAUUGAGGCGCGCAAGCACUUUCUUGAAUUCGCGGCCGAGAAUGAGAAGAAUUUGGGCCCACAGGACCCUGCCCGGUACUCGCUGCUCGCCUAA
This is a messenger RNA of Neurospora tetraspora, 531 nucleotides long. RefSeq lists its product as uncharacterized. The record is from RefSeq and is a predicted model, not a curated record. NCBI's taxonomy places the organism in Eukaryota, Fungi, Ascomycota, Sordariomycetes, Sordariales, Sordariaceae. The transcript has 3 exons. Bases 1 to 531 code for a protein of 176 amino acids.